UUCUAAAUACUCAAAAAAAAAAUACUGACAAUGAUAUCUAAAACUUUAUUCACACUCUUGGUUGUGCUGUCGUGCGCCCAGUCCAUUUUUGGCCUCACCAUUAUCACCAAAUCGCAAUGGGGUGGUGCUCCUGCUACCAGCAAAACCUCCUUGGCUAAUGGUUUGUCUUAUGCUGUUAUUCACCAUACCGCUGGAGCCUACUGUUCCACCAAGGCCAGCUGUAUUCAACAAAUGAAAAAUAUCCAAAGUUAUCAUCAAAAAACUUUGGGAUGGGCUGAUAUUGGUUAUAACUUCUUGAUCGGUGGUGAUGGUAAUGUUUAUGAGGGUCGUGGCUGGAAUGUUAUGGGUGCUCAUGCCACCAACUGGAACUCUAAAUCGAUUGGUAUCUCCUUCAUGGGCAACUAUAAUAAUGAUAAACCUACUGCUGCUCAAAUUUCGGCUGCUAAGAGCUUGCUGUCUGCUGCUGUUGCUCGUGGUCAAAUUAAGUCGGGUUAUAUUUUGUAUGGUCAUCGUCAGGUGGGUUCUACUGAGUGCCCUGGCAAUAAUUUGUAUAAUGAAAUUAAGAAAUGGUCUAACUGGAAGGCUUAAGUUGUUAUAAUUUAUUUAAAUGAAAUAAAGAAAACUUAUAUAGAAA
Molecule: messenger RNA, 634 nt
Organism: Lucilia sericata (common green bottle fly)
Lineage: Eukaryota; Metazoa; Arthropoda; Insecta; Diptera; Calliphoridae
Product: peptidoglycan-recognition protein SC2-like
Exons: 1
Coding region: 31-588 (185 amino acids)
Biological process (GO): peptidoglycan catabolic process; innate immune response
Molecular function (GO): N-acetylmuramoyl-L-alanine amidase activity; zinc ion binding; peptidoglycan binding
Source: RefSeq, a predicted model, not a curated record